This is a messenger RNA of Exaiptasia diaphana, 10481 nucleotides long. Its product is annotated as serine-protein kinase ATM. Gene Ontology annotation, biological process: DNA repair. NCBI's taxonomy places the organism in Eukaryota, Metazoa, Cnidaria, Anthozoa, Actiniaria, Aiptasiidae. Gene Ontology annotation, molecular function: protein binding; protein serine/threonine kinase activity. The record is from RefSeq and is a predicted model, not a curated record. The coding region runs from base 100 to 9426 and encodes 3108 amino acids. The transcript has 68 exons.
GGUCCUCGUCUAAAGAUAUCUGAUGUGACAGGUCACCUUCUGUUUGUGUUAAAGUCAGACAUCUCUAAACACAUUGGAAAGACAUACUGUCAGAUUCUUAUGAAAUCUGUGCUAUCUGUUCCUAAAUACAGACUAGAAAUCCCCAAGAAACACUGGGAAGAAAUUUUGGACAUUUUCAUUGAGUUUGCUACUGAAGCUCCACCAUGGCUUUCSAGAGACUCCAAUCUUGUGAAUAGCAUUAUUCAUUUGGUCAUUUCUGGUUCRAAUUGUCAACUUCAAAACCCUAGACUCUUCAAGUUUUUCUCACAGAUUUUAAAAAAUGCAAGGGAAUCCAUGAAAGUUUCAAAUUUAGAAAACUUGCUGUCRGCACUUCAUUGCUUUGCAAUCUCUGUAGCUGAGGACUGCAAAGGCCAAGUUUGUGAACUUGGUGAAACAAUUUUUCCUGAUCUACUAAAUCUGUGGAAGAAACCUGGAAAUCAAUACAAGGAUCAAAUUGAACCAUUUUUUCAACUCCUAAUGAGUAUUCAUCACCCAAUGGGAACACAUACAGAUGAUGAAGGAGCCUGGAGCACAGACUUCAACCACUGGAAGAAAUGUUUGCAAAAAUUAUACGAUGCAAUGUCAAGUCACAUUACACAAUUGGAUUCAAAGAUUAGAGCUGCAGGAGCUAAGAUGGAUCCAGCAUUAAAACCAUCCUUCUUGGAUUUGGCUGCUGAUGUCUUUCAUCAGGUGUUCUGGACAUCAUCUAAUUGUAAUUCAGUCAUGUUACAAGGGUGCAAUGGCGACACAGGGAGCAGUGCUGCCAAGAGACGUCGUAUUGAUGUUGGUUUUCACAUUCUGAGAGAAAAAAUUGAUGUCACAUCGGAAGGACCUGCUCUCAUUGCCUGGUUGCAAGUACUGUCCACUCUUCUCCUUAAGCACCCGUCAUCUCUYACUUCAACUGAAUGUCUGCCUUUGUUGACUGCACUCCAUCAGCUCCAGACAAAUUGUAAAAGACAAGAAGUUGCAUCAAAUGUUAUAAAAUGCCUUCAAUCCUUUGCCAUCUGUUUUGCUCAGCGAAAGGCAAAACUCAACAAAGACAUUGAUGAUACCAUCCAGUUUUUUUGGAAGAAAGUUUGGACCUCCUUACUCAAGACACUUAGCAUUAAACACCACAAGGAAGAGGGAUUCUCAUUAMUGACAAUACUGAUAAUGAAAAAACUUGUUGAACCAGAUUUAGAUGUUUGGAAGGUUUUGCUGGCUUCUCCUCCAUCAAGGAGCUCUCUUGAGUUUCUGUCUGUCUACAUGCAGUAUUACCCUCUGCCAGAAAACUACCAACCAAUAAAACCACUUAUCCUAGCCUCAUCUUCAGAACGAGGCUCAUAUCCCUUUAGGCGACAUCUCCUUGACUGGAUGCUACCAGUACCUGAUGUAGGCGAACCUAACAAAGGGCUACUUACAGUCCUGACCUGUCAAUCAGCAACACGAGCAAUUAGUACAAGACUAAUAGCAGAGGUUUUAAGCUCCUUGUGUCUUAGGACUUUAACUUCAUCUUCAUUUACUGAAAAUCCAACAGUAAACUCAUUACUGCCUUACCAUGGCUACCCAUUCAAUGAAGAAUUCUACAAAUUAGAGAGGCUUUACCUUGAAUCUUCUUUUGAUGAAGACAAAAUUGAUGCUCACUACCUGGAGCAAGAACCACAGCACAGCAGCAACAACAGCUUAUGUUUGAACAGCAGCAAUAAUACUGUGCAAGUACUCAAGACAUUGUUUCUAGAAAGACUUGCUUUGCUUGCAGACCACAUAACAGAGUUCUUUGAUUCAGAGGCAAAACUCAACAAAGACAUUGAUGAUACCAUCCAGUUUUUUUGGAAGAAAGUUUGGACCUCCUUACUCAAGACACUUAGCAUUAAACACCACAAGGAAGAGGGAUUCUCAUUAAUGACAAUACUGAUAAUGAAAAAACUUGUUGAACCAGAUUUAGAUGUUUGGAAAGUUUUGCUGGCUUCACCUCCAUCAAGGAGCUCUCUUGAGUUUCUGUCUGUCUACAUGCAGUAUUACCCUCUGCCAGAAAACUACCACCCAAUAAAACCACUUAUCCUAGCCUCAUCUUCAGAACGAGGCUCCUACCCCUUUAGGCGACAUCUCCUUGACUGGAUGCUACCAGUACCUGAUGUAGGCGAACCCAACAAAGGGCUACUUACAGUCCUGACCUGUCAAUCAGCAACACGAGCAAUUAGUACAAGACUUAUAGCAGAGGUUUUAAGCUCCUUGUGUCUUAGGACUUUAACUUCAUCUUCAUUUACUGAAAAUCCAACAGUAAACUCAUUACUGCCUUACCAUGGUUAUCCAUUCAAUGAAGAAUUCUACAAAUUAGAGAGGCUUUACCUUGAAUCUUCUUUUGAUGAAGACAAAAUUGAUGCUCACUAYCUGRAGCAAGAACCAMARCAMWGCAGCAACAACAGCUYAUGUUUGAACAGCAGCAAUAAUACUGUGCAAGUACUCAAGACAUUGUUUCUAGAAAGACUUGCUUUGCUUGCAGASCACAUAWCAGAGUUCUUUGAUUCAGAGAACUCUGGUUCCUCUUCCAAAGAACGUUUGGAUCAUCUYGGGAGGUGUUUGCAAAGYUUUGCACGCUAUUGUCGACUUGUCAGCCAUGUUGUCACUCAGCUUUUGGAGAAUUGGAAAGAAGGAAGGAAAGGAAAGGAAGGGAGAAACGAAGGAAAAAAAGAAGAAUUACUAGAAAAAAAAAUGAUAAGAAAGAAAAAAUAUGGGGAGAAUGAGGAAAGCAGGGACAAAAGGAAAAGGCGUGCUUGUAUACAAAUGACUCUUGUGGGUGCUUUAUUGCAGGCAAGUUCCAAAGUCAUCCUACCUGUCAUCAAGAAAAUGAUACCAAUUCAACURCUGGACUACAUACUACAGAUAUAUCAUGGAAAGUGGGGUCAAUCUCUAUUGGGCAUUACAAGACUUGACAUGAYGGACAGCAGCAUAUUGAACCAGACAAGUGGAUUGAUGUCCCCAGAUGAUGAUGAUGAYGACUUUGAUAUGGAAGUGUCAUCAKGUGAUGYCGAAUCAUCAUUGAAUACACCAGCCAUGCAAUCAWCCCAGUUACAUGUAACUCCUAGAAAUGCAUACAUAUACCUCCGUCAGUCUGUUUGUAAGCUGCUAUGCACGCUAAGUUCUCUGGAAGAAGGUAGUGCUGUGAUGCCAAUCAGGGAUAMCAUCAUGGAGCUUUUCCAAGCAGUGGAAUUUGAUGUUAAGAGAGAAACGGAUUUACAAAUGUAUUUUACAGUCACACAAGAUCUUGGAAAAGAUAAAUCGGCUUUGAGUAGCAGUGAUCUUGAUCUUAUUAUGAAUGUGUUCAGACAAGUAAUGGGAGCUCAUCGGAAAGACCCUCAAGUGUGUCAUCAAGCUCUACAGCUAYUGGAAAAAUUGGCACCAAAAUUUAAGGAGGCUGAWGAAGGAACCAAAUCUAUGGCGACUCACAUGAUAAGGGCGUUUUGGAAACUMAAGGAAAACUAUUCAGCUGGAGUUAGGUUUGCUCUUUUAAAGUGUAUGGAGGCCUAUCUUAAGGUUGAUCCAGAAGAACUUUGGACUUGCGUUGAGCAAAGAAACAAUGACAACAGAGAAGCAUCAACGUUCUCUCUGAGGAAAGAAUUCCCAAGAUUUCUUCUUGACGAAAGCCAUGCAGUGCGCUUGUAUGCUGGGCAUGCGCUUGGAAGUCUAUUUAUGGUAACUUUGACAACUGGUGAAAAAGUCCCAGCACCAAAAACCCUGCAGUACCGGACGUUUGACCAAGUUGCUAAAGUGCUAGCAAACUUAUUGCUUUUACCAGACGAUGGUGAUAGUGAUGAUGCACGCGAAGACGAGGKAGUCAACCGUUCMGUGUCGAUGCUGUCUGCAUUAAAACAUCUCACCAUUGCAAGUCCAGUGUGCGAGAAGAAGGCCAUAGCACUUGUUUUCCAGGCUUUAAAAGAACAACUUUUAGAUAARGACUUUGUUAUAAAGACUCUUACACAGUUAUCCAAGAAGCUUGGCUUCCCAUCAAGCUCUUGUUACAUCAGUUUUCAUCUGCCGUUCAUCAUUGACAAUUGGCUGAAUCAUGGUUUCAAGAUUGUAGACUUUCCUUUCAGAAUACUUGGAUUUAAGACACUCGGGGAUUUCUUUAAGUGUCAUUUCAACGUCAUCUUGCCUCAAAUUAUCCUUCGACCUGAUAAAAUCAAGACCUCUAUGGAGCAAUUUUCUGCCCAUGUACAACCCCCUGAGGAUGUGACAAAGUACAUCUUACAGAGCUUCUGUGGUAUCGUUUCUUGUCUSUUGCCAUGGUUUGCAGUACAGAGCAGAAGAGAGGGAGAUGAAAGCCAAGAAAAUAGUGACUCGAAGAUGAACACAGAGAGACGCCGUUCUGAAGCAAACCAAAGCUACGAAUACCUGAAACAGUUGCUUUCCCCACAGGUUGUGGACAGAACCAUGGCAACAAACUUCGAUGAGCUUGUUCUCCACUUGCUGUACAGAAUGCAUGAACCGAGUAAUGAAGGCUCUGAUUUAGCAACUUUUUCAAGCCCUACUGAUCCAGAUCCUAAUGUUCCAUAUUUCACAUCGCAAGCUGUCAAAGCCUCACUUGAAUAUCUGACAAGCUGUUUUAAAGGAGARUCCCUGGUUGGAGUACUUUGUAAAACAAAGGAUAACAUCCAAAAAAUAUUGCUGUCGCUGAACCAACGUAUCUUUGAAACUCAUUUGAUACACGAAAAGCGGCGAGUGUUGUCAAUGUAUAGAYUGUUUGUACUGCUCAUGUUAAGAGAACUCGGUGGAGGACUGGGUAACACUUGGGCUUUCUUCAUCAGAGACGUCAUCUAUUCGUUAAGGAGAAUAAUAACAGCUGCAGAAGACGAAUACACGGAUCCCCGUCAGCUUUGUACAGGUCUGGUGAUGGACUCGGAUAUGUUUACACCAGCCUGCAAUCUUCUGUACCACGUGUGUCAAUCAGCUGUAGAGCACUGUAGUGGAGAACUAAACAAUCACCUUCACGUUAUAAUAAGUACACUAAUGCCUUACGCCAAAAGACACGAUGACACGGCGAAACAGGCUCUUGGACUACUGUCAUUUCUAAUCAUCGACAGCAAGCAUGCCUUGAGAGACUCCAUUGCACAGCUGGAUCCCUUCCCUGAUCUUCCUCAGUUUCARGAGAUUAGCGACGUACACAAAUCUGUCAUGAGAAUGUCAAGGACUUCCCUUUUGCAAGAAAUAACUCACUUUGUAUCAGUCACCACUCCCCCUCUAAGUCGUGUUGAAGGAUUGAAGCAUUUGAAACAAAGACUCAUGGACAAUAAACAUCAACUGCAUUGUCUUUUAGAAGAUAGUAAAGAUUCUGUCCCAGAUCUCGUCCAUGAAUUACUACAUAUGUCGUCCUCCUUAAACUCACUUGGUACCAGUACUGCCCAAGACGUUAAGGUCGAGAUUGCCAACUGUCUUGGGGAGAUUGGGGCUGUGGACCUGUCUACAGUGGCCCUGAGUGGGAGACAAAGAAAAGAYCUUGUCAUGCCUCCCCCGGAAACRUUCAAAGCAGACACUAUCACCCAACGUAACUCUAACAUCGUGGGACUUCUAAAUCAAUAUAUGUCCGACAAAAGUGUUGAGGUUGUUGCAGCAGCCUCACUGUGUCUAAAACAAGUUCUUGGUACAACGUCUGGUGUUGGUUUACUAAAGAAGUAUGAAGGCUGCAAAGCGGAGAGACUCUUGUGGUAUCUAGAACCAUUUAAACCGUCAAGAAAGAAAAAGACAAAUACUAGUGGAGCUCCUUUUAUAUCACACGAAGAAGACUUCAGGACGUUGAUUGGUAAACCGUCUCUAUGGAUACCUGGAUCAACCAAUGAGAACACGAAUCAUGAGUCAUGGGUCACGUGCUUGACACGUGCCUUGAUUGAGAGUGGUGGAGUACAGGACGAUAUUCUUGUACUUCUUUCUCCUGUUUGCAAGGCUAAGGCCGAGUUUGCAGAUCAUAUCUUCCCAUAUCUGAUUCACAAUAUUCUUGACACUGGUGACGAUCACCAUCGAGAUGUUCUUUCUGAGCAAAUUCAGGGUUUCUUUCAUCAUUGUAUCGGUAGAAAUUCUCUUUCAAGUCGUCCCAGUUCACCUCUGUCAGUCGUGGAAGGAGAACCAUCGCACCAAGUGAGUAAACAGAGCAUCAGGUCCAUGUUAAACGUCGUGAAUUAUCUUCGAUCACAACCACGAGCCAAGCGAGGACGUGGUGAGAGUACCCCUUGGGACAAUAACUUCUGGUUGCAGCUUGACUACCUUGAUGUGGCACAGGCAGCCCAGGCAUGUUCUGCACACUUUACAGCCUUAUUGUACGCUGAGAUAUGGAGCGAUAUCCAACGAACGCUCUCGGACUCGCCCGUCAACAUCACUCUACCCGCUCACAGUCAAGGAAUGGAAGUGGACGAGCACACCCAAAGCACAGACAGUGGAGUGGGGACUAAUUUYCAGUCUCUUCUGCUAGAGAUCUACAGCUGUAUUGGAGAGCCUGAUAGUGUAUACGGCGCAGGCGCGGGACGCCUUGCGGACAUGGAUUCUAGGAUAAGAACUUAUGAACAUGAGGAGGCCUGGGGUAAAGCUUUGGGUGCGUACGAUUUACAAGUGCAGGAAAGUCUUACAGCACAAACCGGAUUAAUUCAGUUAUUAGCAUUGCAACAUUGGCUUCGCCUAGUGUCUGACGUUAGUCAUGUGAGUCUAGAGAGUGUGCGCAGUGUCUACCCGUACCUUGUACAACUACAGCAGCUGAUGGAACUACAGCACUUUAGUUUGUGCUUGAACAAGGAUUUCAACGAAGAUUCAGAUUUCCUAUCAGAAUGGAACGAAAGAUUUCCUUUGCCGGACACAGAUUUCGAGUUUUUAGAACCAGUCCUCGCUCUUCGUACGUCCAUGCUUCAAACUCUGGUGAAAGUGAAGCGUGCGCAGUCUUUAGACGGUCUUGGACCCAUUUACAAGGGGCUUGUGGGACACCUUGAGGUACAGGCAAAGGUAGCAAGAGAAGCCAAGAACCCACAGGUUGCAGAAAAAGCUUUAUUUACUAUUCGCCAAUUACAUAAUGACGUCAUGGAGGCUCAGUCACGUGAUGGUGUCAAUCUUGGAGUCACGUGGUCAUGGCGUGUAGAAGAGGCGAGGUUACGUUGGGUUCGUGAUGAAAGACAAACUGCGAUGCACCAAUUAAGAAUGCUGACAAAGCUGCUCGAUAAGAUGCAAGACCAAUAUACGGAAGCGGCAAUCCUCUAUCCCCAGGCCCUAGGACUCUAUGGUAGUUGGCUGGCGGAGACUAGGUCCGAGAACCCAAACAAAAUCAUUGAAGAAUAUCUUGAAAAGGCAGUAAACUUGCUGGAAAAUAUGGAAAAUGRAUCCAAGGACACAGAGUUAGAAGCUUUCCUUUCCCUUGCAAGGUUCGCAGACACGCAGUACCAGAACAUCGUGGACUACAUGAACUCGGCCGAGUUUGAAAACAAACAGCAAAGAGUACGGAAAGCAAAGGAUGAAUGUGAUCGUCUUCAAAAGCUUAACCCUUCGGAAGGCGAUCGUUAUUAUCGGACCCUUGAAGUACAGAGCCAAAUAGACGAAGACGAGCUGCGAUUGUUAAACGAGAAUAAGAUGAACUUCUUGUACAAGGCUUUAGUGAAUUACAUUAAGACUCUUCAAGCAGGGGACAAAUACGACCUCCGUGUAUUCAGGCUGUGUUCKUUGUGGUUUGACAAUGCUAAUGAAGACUUGGUCAACUCAACUAUCAAGGAGAGUCUGACAUGCAUACAGACAAGAAAGUUUCUACCGUUGAUGUACCAACUUGCAGCUCGACUUGGGACAAAGUCCUACAAAAACGAUGACUUCCAGAGAACUCUGAAUGAGCUUAUCGAGCGAGUGUCAAUCGACCAUCCUCACCAUACUAUGUUCAUCUUGUUGGCCCUGGCGAACGCUGAUCGUGAUAAUGAAUUCAUGGGUGGCGGCAAAAAGACUGGGUCAAGACUGGCCAGAAACAACGCUAAAAAGAACAAGGGAUUCGUUGACGAAGCCCGUGUCAGCGCCGCUUGCUCUCUCAUUGAAAACAUCGCCGCUAAGCGAGGUGAACUUGUCCAGGCUCUCAAGAAUGUAUGCAAUGCGUACAUCGAACUUGCGUACUUGGACGUGAACCACUUGAAGAAAGAAACAGGUCCUUUUAAGCUUCCAACUCAUCUAAUGAUUAACAAGUUAGUCAACCUUAAGCACGUCGCCUUACCAACAAUGGACAUUAAGGUGGAUCCGCUGUGUAAGUACGAUGACCUGGUGUACUUGUCAAGAGUUUCUUCAACAUUCUGUCUUGCUGGUGGGAUUAAUCUACCAAAGAUCAUUACGUGUAUUGGAUCUGAUGGCAUUGAGAGACGACAGCUUGUGAAGGGGAGAGAUGACCUUCGCCAAGACGCUGUCAUGGAGCAAGUGUUUGGYAUGGUUAACCAAUUAUUGGUUAAAAACGCUGAAACGAGAAAACGAAAGCUAAAGAUACGAACGUAUAAGGUUAUCCCACUAACCCAACGCAGUGGUAUGUUGGAGUGGUGUGAGGGUACAACACCAUUAGGGGACUACUUGAUUGGAAAAAUACAACACCGUAUACCAGGAGCACAUCAAAAGUAUCAUCCUCAAGACUGGUCGCCAAUGGAUUGUCGACGGAAAAUGAUGCAAGCAGAUCAAAACAGAAAAACCAAAGAAGAAAUUUAUAAGGAAAUCACUGAGAACUUCCAUCCUGUCUUUCGACAUUUCUUUCUGGAGAAGUUUUCGGAUCCUGCUGUGUGGUUCGAGAGACGGCUGGCGUACGUCAAGAGCUGCGCCACGUGCUCAAUAGUCGGUUACAUCAUGGGGCUUGGUGAUCGUCACGUGCAGAACAUUCUCGUUGAUUGUAACACCGCUGAACUCAUCCAUAUUGAYCUGGGCGUGGCGUUCGAACAAGGCAAAAUCUUACGCACCCCAGAGACCGUYCCAUUCCGACUGACACGUGACCUAGUGGACGGAAUGGGGGUGACCGGAGUAGAGGGGGUUUACCGACGAUGCUGUGAGAAGACAAUGGAAGUUAUGAGAUCAUCUCAGGAAGCUUUGGUCACAAUAUUAGAGGUUCUUCUAUAUGACCCAAUUUACUCCUGGACUUUAAGCCCCGAAAAGAAAAAGGCUCUGCAAACGGCCAAAACCGAAGCWGAUGACACCAUGACCACAGGGAUUCAAUCCGGGGAUUUUCUGGAGACAAUGACCGAAGGGAACUCGGUCGAGUCUAGAAACAAGAUGGCGGAAAGGGUUCUCUUGAGGUUGAAGCAGAAAUUAAACGGUGUUGAAGACAACGUUCAGUUGAGUGUCAGUGGACAAGUCAACCACUUAAUACGAGAGGCUACAGAUCCAAAUAACCUUUGUCGACUAUUCCCAGGAUGGCAGCCGUGGCUGUAGUGCGUUAUAGAAUUUCUUUUGCGACAACAGCGUGACAUAUCACGUAAUGCAAUACUGAAUAUUGCGUCAUCUUGAUCUUUGCGUGACAUCUUAUCGUUGGGUGAAUUAAUCGUCUGUUUUACCGUGACGUCAUUGACUCUGUUGUAUGACGUCAUUAUGAUGGCUUCGUGACGUCAUCGUGACUUAUGGUAUAUGUUUUGUGAUGAUUGCUUGUUGUGAUAUGAUGGUUCUCAUUUUAUCGGUGACGGAAACGAUCGUGAUGGAUUCGCUGCACGAGAAGACAGAUCGGCAAUUGGUCGUGAAAUGAUCGGGUAAAAGUCGAGAUGCUGAUCGUUACAAAUCGGUAUCAAAAUCGUUGGAAGCAAAAAAGACAUUCUCUUUGCAAAGAGUGUUGGAAACAGAUACAUAAAUUGCCAGAUACAAAAUUGACAUUUAAAUAGUUAAAAUUCUAUCAAGAACAAUAUUAUUAAUUUAGAAAAUGCAAAAUUUAAAAACCAAAACAAUUUAGAGAGUUUAUGAUAUAUAUACAUUUUGUUCAAAUUUAAACGUUUUAUACCAAUUAUGUAAUGGUAACUUAGGCCAUCAUAAUUAAAAUAAUACUACAUCAUUUAAAUACUCGGUGAGUAUUGAUUUUAUGCGAAUACUACUUAUUGUCGUUCUACAACUCGUUCUAUUUUGACAUGUUCGCCAAUAUGGCCGCCAUCUUGGAUUCUAUUCAGUACAAAACCAGGGUUGCACAGGAGGCACUAAGCAAAGAGUUUAGAUGCUGAAGUAGUUAUACGAACUAAUAAGAGAGAGUAAGUUUUCGCUGCCAUUCUUUGUAACAAUGUCUUAAUUCUUUUGCCCAAUGGACAUCCCGUAAUUUCUUCUUGAUUCAAGAUGGCGGACUUAUGGAAUGAUAAAGUCGUUUGAAUCUGUAGUUUUUUUUUACUUUCUGAAGGUCAAAUUUCUUGCUGUCAGAUUAAAAAGACCAGUAGUUUCUCUAGUUAAAGCCUUUUAAAUUAAUCCAUCCUUUAUUUUGAUKCUUAAAGCUUGAAUAAUUCAAGUAAUUUAGU